Messenger RNA from Andrographis paniculata, 869 nucleotides. RefSeq names its product polyadenylate-binding protein 2-like. Bases 93 to 677 code for a protein of 194 amino acids. Gene Ontology annotation, molecular function: RNA binding. The record is from RefSeq and is a predicted model, not a curated record. The transcript has 6 exons. NCBI's taxonomy places the organism in Eukaryota, Viridiplantae, Streptophyta, Magnoliopsida, Lamiales, Acanthaceae.
UUUCAGAUGCAAAUGUCUCAGAUAUUAUUAGUACUAUUUUUGUUAUUCUGUGAGAAAGCAACCGCCUGAGGGAGGCAGGGAGGGAGAUAUUGAUGGAGGGCGACGUGGUGAUGGCGGCGGCGGACGACGGUGGAGAUCAGGAGCUGGAUAAUAUGAAGAAGAGGCUGAAGGAGAUGGAGGACGAAGCUGCCGCUCUCCGCGAAAUGCAGGCAAAAGUCGAAAAGGAGAUGGGCGCCGCACAAGGAGAUCCAGCUGCUGCAGCUAAUCAAGCAAACAGGGAAGAAGUGGAUGCAAGAUCAAUCUUUGUUGGCAAUGUGGAUUACUCAUGUACCCCAGAGGAAGUGCAGCAGCAUUUCCAGACAUGUGGAACCGUGAAUAGAGUCACAAUUCGAACGAACAAGUAUGGACAGCCGAAGGGGUAUGCAUACGUCGAGUUUCUUGAAGCAGAAGCUGUCGAACCAGCCCUCCUUUUGAAUGAAUCCGAACUUCAUGGUCGACAACUGAAGGUAUCAGCUAAGAGGACUAACAUUCCGGGCAUGAAGCAACUUCACCCUCGCCGUGCUAAUCCCUACCGAUCCAGAGGCCUUUUCAUGGGUGCUCCUUACAUGUUUAACCCUUACGGAUACGGGAAGGUACCGAGGUUCCGGGCGCCGAUGCGAUACAAUCCUUAUUUCUGAGCCUUCUCCUCUGCUCCAAAUGGUAAACUUUCAAGUUUUGAAUUCUCUAUCUGCAUGAUCUUGCCUGGAAAUGAUCAGUUCUUUUUAACUCCGAGAUCUGCCUAAUGUCUUGCAUAUUUAAUGUUUAUUGAAUUUUCUCUGUUACUGUUCCGAAGGAGAAUUAUUUAUUUAAUUUGUUCAGCUGUUUGUGAA